This is a messenger RNA of Aspergillus chevalieri, 777 nucleotides long. RefSeq names its product class I SAM-dependent methyltransferase. Lineage: Eukaryota; Fungi; Ascomycota; Eurotiomycetes; Eurotiales; Aspergillaceae. The record is from RefSeq and is a predicted model, not a curated record. Gene Ontology annotation, molecular function: S-adenosylmethionine-dependent methyltransferase activity. The transcript has 4 exons. The coding region runs from base 1 to 777 and encodes 258 amino acids.
AUGGUCCAAAAAGGCCGCCUUGCUUCCUUUUUCCGUCCAUGGGGCCUGAUAUGGUUCUCUAUUUGCCUGCACUGGGAAGCUUUCAUAGAAGCGGUUCGUCGGGACGGUCUCGCAGCACUUGUGCGCUUACGACAGAUUCGAGAUGCCGCUUUAGCAAAGUUGCUCAGUAUAACCUCUGGCAAUUUUAUCGCUUACGAAGACACAACCAUCGUUCCCUCGCUCGUACAAGCCGCUGGUGGCGUUAUCCUCGAACUGGGCCCUGGGCCAGGCAAUCAGAUUCAUCGUUAUAAUACCUCUCUUGUCAAUUAUGUCUAUGGUGUUGAACCUAACUGCCACUUCAAAGACGACAUAAAUGACAAGUUGGAGAAGCAUAGCCUGCGGGAUAGGUAUAAGAUUAUAGUUUCUGGCAUUGAAGAUAGCGAUGUUCUGAGAGAGGAGGGAAUAACGGAAGGGAGUUUGGAUGCCGUGUUAUGCAUCCAGGUCCUGUGUGCGGUAAAGGAUCCAAAGACCGUGAUGAAGGAAGUGUGGAAGCUACUGAAACCUGGAGGCAAAUUUAUAUUUUGGGAACACGGAUGGAGUAGAAACCAUUUGACGACUGUAGCGCAAGCUUUCUGGAAUCCUGCUUGGAGCACAUUUGUCGGAUGUCACAUGACCCGGAAUGUAUUGGCGGACAUUCUCAACAGUGGAGAGUGGGAGAACCCGGACGAUAUCGAAGAGCCUGAAGAUCCGUUUAGUUGUCUGCCUAGGAUUCAGGGUGUGCUUGUCAAGAAGGCCUAA